CCCACCAGUUUUUGAGAAAGAGUAGAAAUUUGUAUUUCACUUCUUCUUCCUCCUUUCAGCGAUGGCGGCUGCUGAUCUGAGAGACGAGCUGAGCUGCUCCAUCUGCCUGAGCAUUUAUACCGACCCUGUGUCCCUGCCCUGUGGCCACUACUUCUGCCGGGGCUGCAUUGGGAGGGUACUACAUUUGCAGAAGGAGAUGGAUGAAGGUCCUUCCUGCCCAGAAUGUAGAGAAACAGAUAAAAGAAUAUUGGAACCAGAACAGGAUGGGCCUGGAAUCUUCUGUACUUUUUGUAUUCACUCUACUGUAGCUGCUGUUAAAACUUGUCUGCACUGCGAGGCGUCUCUGUGUGAUGCCCACGUGAGGGGCCACAGCAAGUCAGCAGAACACGUUUUAUCUGAACCAACCACUUCCCUCCGGAACAGAAAGUGCUCUGUACAUCAUAAGAUUCUGGAGUAUCACUGCUGUGAGGAUGGGGCCUUUAUCUGUGCAUCCUGCUGCCUGGCCGGGGGGCACCGGGGCCACAGGGUGGAGCUGCUGAGUGAGGCCUCUGAGAAGAAGAAAGAGAAACUGAGGAAAGUUCUGGAGAAACUGAGCCCAGAGAGAGAGGAGACUGAGAGAGGAGCCCAGAGGCUGCAGGAGCGCAGGAGAGAAUUAGAAGAAAAAGCCGCCAUUGAGACUGAGAGAGUCACUGCCCUGUUUAGGGGCAUCAGGGAAGAGCUGGAAGCCCUAGAGAAGCGACUCCUGAGUGACAUCUCCAGGCAGAAAGAGGAGCUCACACUCACUGAGCUGAUCCAACAGCUGGAAAUAAAGAAGGGCGAGCUGUCCAGGGAGAUCCGGCACAUUGAGGAGCUGUGCAACAUGGCAGAUCCACUCACUGUCCUACAGGAACAAUGGGAAUCCCAUGGAGCUGCCUUUUGUGGGGCUGAGGAGGCAGAAAAUGGGGGCAGAGAGAGAGAGGAUGUGCAACUUCUAAGUAAAACUUUACCAUGUGUGAAAGGAAAAGCCAAAGCAAAGGGCAGAGGGGCGUUAGAGGAACGUCGGACUCGGUCAAGUGGACAGGUGGGGAGUGAGCUCUCAGAGGGGGGUGACGUUGAGGAAGGCUGUGGGGGUGACAUUGAGGAAGACUGUGGGGGAGACAUUGAGGAAGACUGUGGGGGAGACGUUGAGGAAGGCUGUGGGGGAGACGUUGAGGAAGGCUUUGGGGGAAAUGUUGAGGAAGGCUGUGGGGGAGACGUUGAGGAAGGCUGUGGGGGUGACGUUGAGGAAGGCUGUGGGGGUGACGUUGAGGAAGGCUGUGGGGGUGACGUUGAGGAAGGCUGUGGGGCAGACGUUGAGGAAGGCUGUGGGGGAGACGUUGAGGAAGGCUGUGGGGGUGACGUUGAGGAAGGCUGUGGGGGUGACGUUGAGGAAGGCUGUGGGGCAGACGUUGAGGAAGGCUGUGGGGGAGACGUUGAGGAAGGCUGUGGGGGUGACGUUGAGGAAGGCUGUGGGGCAGACGUUGAGGAAGGCUGUGGCGGAGACGUUGAGGAAGGCUGUGGGGGAGACGUUGAGGAAGGCUGUGGGGGUGACGUUGAGGAAGGCUAG
Xenopus tropicalis (tropical clawed frog) is the source of this 1585-nucleotide messenger RNA. Its product is annotated as E3 ubiquitin-protein ligase TRIM7. The record is from RefSeq and is a predicted model, not a curated record. Lineage: Eukaryota; Metazoa; Chordata; Amphibia; Anura; Pipidae. The transcript has 3 exons. The coding region runs from base 62 to 1585 and encodes 507 amino acids. Gene Ontology annotation, molecular function: zinc ion binding.